Nematocida minor is the source of this 1176-nucleotide messenger RNA. RefSeq lists its product as uncharacterized. The record is from RefSeq and is a predicted model, not a curated record. The transcript has a single exon. Bases 1 to 1176 code for a protein of 391 amino acids. NCBI's taxonomy places the organism in Eukaryota, Fungi, Microsporidia.
AUGAACACAUCGCCUGCACAGAGCACCCUUGAUCUUGAUAAAAAUAAAAGAAAAAUCAAGAGACACACCGAGGAGAAGUCCGAGAGUGAGUCUGCAGAAGAGAAUGAAGCAGGUUUCACACCAUACUUCGAAGAAAAUGAGAGCUGCCGUCUAGACAACAUGGAUGAUCUUUGCGCCCCCGAUGAGAACAAUAACAGAUCCUACAUAGUUGUUGAAACACUUUCCCGCUCAGAGUACUUCAAAGUGCUUUAUCUACAGCUAGCUGAAACACUGCAGAAGCCCAGAGUAAUAUACAGCGCGCUGUCUUUUUUCCUUGCGGGCAUACUAUACCUUUUUCGCGUAAUCACACUGCGCUCUUUCCAGCUCUCUGCCUAUCUCGGGACCGAGGAGCGAGAGUACAAGAAGGUUAUUCUAUGGGUCCAGCUGUUUGAUGGGUUUAUGACACUUGCAGGCCUGUUUUUUAUUUUUAUUCUGUACAAAAGAAGAAUUUUACACAGAACCAUAUAUGUAUGCAUAUGUGUAAGCCAUUUAAUUUUUUUAUUGCUAGCUCUCAUAAUUAUACGGCUUGAUCAGCAUUACUUGUUCACAAUAAACUCGUGCAUGCUAUCCACUGUAGAUAGUUUACUAGUGGCUAUGAUCCUGACUUUCUGCUUUCGCAUCAACAGGUCAAACAAAAUACAGGCAAUAUACGUUGCGUCUGUGUGUUUUAUGGGAUACUUCUUCUUGCUUAUGUACCAGAUGGAAGACCUCUUUGGCCUGGCAGCUGAUGCCUCACCAACAAAUCUGGCAUCUAUUAAGAAGCUUGCAGUGCAGAUCACUCGGAACAGUGAAGAAGCCGGAUAUUUUAGCGCAUCCAACACAAUGAAGAGCUUCAACGGGGUAGAAAUAGGCGUUUAUAUAGACAAAGUAAAAGACUACCUUGCUAGGUGCAAUAGCCUUAAGAUAUCCACUGUGUUUUUAGCAGUGCUGUUUUGGCAUUGCUAUAAGAUGGCGCUGCAGACAAAGAAAAAAGAGACGUUUAGAACACAAAAGAAAGAGCACAUGCGCGAAAUGCACAUGCUUCAGUGUGCAGGAGUGUUUAUCUUCCUGCAAAUUCUCAUUGCUGCAGCGUGGUCUACAGUCUACAAUAUAUCGCUGAUGCAUCUAGUAGGCUCAAUAAGCACCCAGCACAAUUGA